This is a messenger RNA of Ipomoea nil (Japanese morning glory), 1737 nucleotides long. RefSeq lists its product as uncharacterized. Bases 1 to 1737 code for a protein of 578 amino acids. The record is from RefSeq and is a predicted model, not a curated record. The transcript has 2 exons. Lineage: Eukaryota; Viridiplantae; Streptophyta; Magnoliopsida; Solanales; Convolvulaceae. Gene Ontology annotation, molecular function: RNA-DNA hybrid ribonuclease activity; nucleic acid binding.
AUGGUGAAGGUCGUCCUCUCCGACCGCCUUGCAAGGUGGUACUUAUUGUUUCAACAAUUUGAAAUCAUCUAUGUGUCGCAGAAGUCUGUCAAGGGGCAAGCCUUAGCUGAUUUCAUCGCAGAUCACCCAAUACCUGCUGAAUGGGAGUUGUCUGACGAUUUGCCUGAUGAAGAUGUGCCUGUCAUUGAAGUCCUACCCCCAUUGAAGAUGUACUUUGAUGGAGUUUCGCAUAGAGAAGGGGCAGGUGCUGGAGUUGUCUUCGUCACUCCAGAAUGCGAGGUGUUGCCAUAUUCAUUCACCUUGACCGAGCAAUGUUCAAACAACGUUGCUGAGUACCAAGCAUUGAUACUUGGGCUCGAAAUAGCAGCUGACAUGAAGCGAUUAAGAAUUAACAUUUAUGGAGAUUCAAAGUUGAUCAUAAACCAAGUGUUGGGUCUAUAUGAAGUGAAAAAGGCAGAGUUAGUCCCAUAUAACAACUAUGCAAAGAUACUCAUGCAAUGGUUAGGGGACGUCACAAUUGAACAUGUACCGAGGAAAGAAAACAAGCAAGCUGACGCCUUAGCCGCAUUGGCUUCAACUAUUGCUCAUCCUGCAGCCCGAGUGCAAGUAUGUCAAAAGUGGGUAGUUCCGCCAAUCUUCAAUGAAGACAGCUCAGUUGAUGAAACUGUUGAAUUCCCUACUGCCUCAGUUUAUGAUAUAGGCAAGGACGACUGGAGGCAACCGUUGAUUGACUACCUCAUCGAUGGAAAGUUACCUGGAGAUCCUCGUAAGAUGGUGGAUAUAAAGCGUCGAGCUCUUCGCUUCAUCUACUAUAAAGAGACGUUGUAUCGUCGUUCAUUUGAGGGAGUCUUUCUCCGAUGUCUAAGGGAAGAGGAAGCUUUACAAGCUAUGCAAGAAGCUCAUUCUGGGGUUUGCGGUGCACAUCAAUCCGGUCCCAAGUUGCACUUCCACAUUAAGCGAAUGGGAUAUUAUUGGCCUACAAUGGUAAAGGAUUACAUAGACUACGCCCGAAGGUGUCAAGCUUGUCAAUAUCAUGCAAACUUUGUUCAUCAGCCACCAGAACCUCUACACCCAACAGUUGCAUCUUGGCCAUUUGAUGCUUGGGGACUUGAUGUGGUUGGCCCAAUUACGCCUAAGUCAUCUGCAGAGCACACAUACAUAUUAGCUGCCACCGACUACUUUUCAAAGUGGGCGGAAACUGUAGCAUUGAAGGAGAAAGUGGUCUCAAAAUCGAAAAGGGACUGGCAUGACAGAAUGGAAGAAGCUUUGUGGGCGUAUAGAACCACAUACCGCACACCUACUGAAAGCACUCCAUACUCUUUGGUGUAUGGUGUAGAAGCGGUCUUGCCUCUAGAGCGCCAAAUACCUUCCUUAAGGUUGGCCAUACAGGAGGGUCUUACCGAUGAAGAAAAUGCUAAACUACGCUUGGCUGAGUUAGAAGCCUUGGAUGAAAAACGUCUGCAAGCGCAACAAAGCUUGGAGUGCUAUCAAGCUCGUAUGUCUAGAGCUUUUAACAAAAGGGUAAGGACCCGUUCCUUUCAAAUUGGGGACAAAGUCCUAGCUGUUCGCAGGCCCAUCAUUGUCACAAGAAAAACCGGCCACAAGUUCACUUCAAGGUGGGAUGGUCCCUACGUGAUUCUAGAAGUUUACACCGGCGGGGCUUAUAAGCUAAAUAGUGAAGAUGGUUUGAAUAUCGGUCCAAUUAUUGGAAGGUUCCUAAAGCUUUACCACCCUUAA